Molecule: messenger RNA, 1102 nt
Organism: Dendroctonus ponderosae (mountain pine beetle)
Lineage: Eukaryota; Metazoa; Arthropoda; Insecta; Coleoptera; Curculionidae
Product: 1-phosphatidylinositol 4,5-bisphosphate phosphodiesterase epsilon-1
Exons: 5
Coding region: 260-1096 (278 amino acids)
Biological process (GO): phosphatidylinositol-mediated signaling; lipid metabolic process
Molecular function (GO): phosphatidylinositol-4,5-bisphosphate phospholipase C activity
Source: RefSeq, a predicted model, not a curated record
UUAGGUUAGAAUCGCUCUGUUGUAAAAAUGAAAACAAACCCUACACGCUUGCGUCAGACGUUAUCAAGCCGAUAUCCAUCCAUCUUCGAGUAGAUAUCUAUUCGAUAACUUAUGGAACCAAUAAACUUUAAACAGACGUUGAGAAACCCAACAGACGUGAUUUUGGUAGUUUAUGAGACUCAUAAGCUUAUGUAACCGAUAUGUUGGAGUUCUGAAACGGGGCAUGAGUGAGGCUGAACGGUAAUUUUCAGGGAUACAGAUGGCGGCGUUGAACUUCCAAACUGAAGACACUCCAAUGCAACUCCACAACUCCCUGUUUGAGACCAAUGGGAAGUGCGGCUACGUGAGCAAACCCCGGGUGAUGUGGGACAAGAGCCAUGUAAUGUACAGACGAUUCAACCCCUGGGAUAAGCAGUUCGAUGGAAUCCACUCUUCUCAGUUCAUCGUGAGCGUCCUCUCUGGCCAGUACGUUUGCCAAGCCAAUGUGAACGUUAGCGUCUAUGUGGAAGUGGAAAUUAUCGGCAUUCAAGUGGACUGCGCCAAGCAAAGAACUAAAGUGGUGCCGAAAAAUGCGCUCAACCCCAUUUGGAACGAGACGUUCCACUUCAGAGUCAUGUUCCAAGACCUCACUUUUGUGCGAUUCUCCGUCACCGAUUCUACCAACAAUCAUCUACUGUCCCAAAGGAUUAUUCCGCUGCGCUGUUUGAGGCCUGGGUAUAGGCAUAUGAGGUUGAAAAACGCCCAAAACCGCGACCUAAACAUGUCCACACUCUUCAUAUACUCCCGAAUCGAGGAGGAAAGUUUGGAGAACACCGAAAACCGCGAGGACCCUCAAACGGAGAGCGACUCCAAGGAAUCUGAUAGUCUUGUUGCUGCAGUUGGCACGCCGAUUUGCGGAAAACGAAAAAUGUUCUUCCUGGUAGUGUAUGGGGUGUUGCCCGAUGAAGAGUACACCAUUUUGAAGAUCAUCCAGGAGUCCACAACGCUGGAUGUGCUCACGUUGUGUCUUCAAAGGAGCAAUACGCCCCUGGAGAAGCUGAACGACUACAUUCUAGUUGAAGAAGUACCCAGAAGUAAGGGAAUUUUGAAAGUUUAGUUUACA